This is a messenger RNA of Clunio marinus, 372 nucleotides long. The record is from the annotation of a GenBank genome assembly. Lineage: Eukaryota; Metazoa; Arthropoda; Insecta; Diptera; Chironomidae.
AUGAAAUCAAAUUCAUCGAUAACUUCAAUGAAAGAUUUCGUUUUUUCUUGGAAGUCCUUACCUGAUAAAUCUUCAAUGAUAAAGUUGAAUCUGCAUAAUCUCAAAUAUUGCGAAUCGUUAACGUCUUUCCAUUCAGCUAUCCAAAGCCAACAUCAGAAUCAAAUUGGAGCAUCACCUAAGGACAACAAGAAAAAUUAUUUAAAGCUCAAAAUAUUUACAAAAAAGUUAUCGAUGAAUUUAGAAAUCAUUUUCGCAGACACGAACGAAGACGAGGAAUCGCGGGUUUGGAAUGUAGCGAAGAAAGAUUUAUUAGGAAUAAAGCAUGGCACUACAGAAUCAUUUGCUGAUGCAUUUAAAGACCAAAAUAUCUGA